UAACGUUUUCACAUCACUAGGAAGUACUGAUAAAUCAUAUAUUACUUUGUUUUUCUCAUAUUAUAGCCGUUGAAAAGAGAGCCCGAAAUAAUAGAAAUGCCGGCCUUUCACUCGGAAAUUGAGGAUUUCCAAGCCUCGGUGGGGAAUAUGGCCCUUCUACCGCUACGCACUCAAGUCCGAGGACCAGCGCCCACUGUUGAUAUUCCCAACGACAUCAUCGAUGAGUCACUUUACUUCUGGAAGUCGAACAUUUUCUUCCGCACUUACGAAGUUAAGUCGGAGGUGGACAGGGUGCUUAUCUACAUCACGCUCUACAUCACGGAAUGCUUGAAGCGAUUGGCCCGCUGCAGCAGCAAAGCGCAGGGUCAGCAGGAGCUCUAUACGCUGGCCAUUUCCCGGUUCGAUAUACCCGGCGAUGCGGGAUUCCCGCUGAAUGGUAUAUACACGAAACCGGAGGAUCCGGAGCUGAUGCGCCAGUACAUGCUGCAGUUGCGCCAGGAGACCGGAAACAGAUUGCUGGAGAAGGUCUUCGAUACGGCGGAUGGAAAGCCGAGCAAGUGGUGGAUAUGCUUUGCCAAGAAGAAGUUCAUGGAGAAGAGUCUUUCGGGGCCGGGAAUGUAGAUGAAUGCAUAAGUUAUUGUGAAGUGUUUUUACCUUUAUUUUGUUGACUGUAUAAAUUGUAGAGACUCCCUGAUAUACUGCCGAUUAUAGUAAAGUAUUCAAUCGUAAAA
Drosophila teissieri is the source of this 731-nucleotide messenger RNA. It is a transcript of the gene Arpc3B, whose product is annotated as actin-related protein 2/3 complex subunit 3. NCBI's taxonomy places the organism in Eukaryota, Metazoa, Arthropoda, Insecta, Diptera, Drosophilidae. Gene Ontology annotation, molecular function: actin filament binding. Gene Ontology annotation, cellular component: cytoskeleton; Arp2/3 protein complex. The coding region runs from base 97 to 621 and encodes 174 amino acids. The transcript is spliced from 3 exons. The record is from RefSeq and is a predicted model, not a curated record. Gene Ontology annotation, biological process: regulation of actin filament polymerization; Arp2/3 complex-mediated actin nucleation.